CCUUUUGAAAGAACCUAAGUUGUCCUGCAUUGUCCACUCCUCUAAAUGUGGGGGAAAAUAAAGUGUUAUAAGUUGGCAAACCUGGUUGCGUUUCAAACAUAGAUAUAGACAAGUGCUCUUUGGCUUGGAUUAAUAACAUUAAGUGUCAUGUCACUGUCACAUUCUGAUAACUGUCAACUGUCAUAGAAAUGUCAACAGUCAUAACCUGUAUAUUUUUAAAACAACAUUAUAAAAGUUUAGGUUAAUUAAACGAUACAAACGAUUCAGGGAACCAAUAACUUCUUUACGGUUCUUUUAAAUCUAUUUGAACUCAUUGUUAGCAAGUUCAAGUGAAUCUUUUUAAUGUUUUUUUGUGUCCAAUAAAUUAUAGUUUUCUCACAUCUUCGCUAACGAAAUGAAAAUCUCUGAGCUUCCAGGUGAUGAGGAGUCCGGUUUGACAUGUCGCACAUAUGUAUUCCAAGAUGAAAGUCACACAUUAGGCAAUUCAUUAAAAUGUAUAAUUAAUAGAUAUGACGAUGUUGACUUCUGUGGAUACACAGUACCACAUCCUGCAGAAUCAAAAAUGCACUUCAGAAUACAGACUAAAGAAACACCUGCCCUCGAGGUCUUAAAAAGAGGCCUCAAAGAUUUGCAAAAAGUUUGUGAUCACACAAUAGAUCUGUUUGAAAGAGAAGUAAAAGAAUUUAAUAAAAUCUAGCAUUUUUUGUUUAA
Messenger RNA from Papilio polytes (common Mormon), 711 nucleotides. RefSeq names its product DNA-directed RNA polymerases I and III subunit RPAC2 (gene l(2)37Cg). Gene Ontology annotation, biological process: DNA-templated transcription. Gene Ontology annotation, molecular function: DNA binding; DNA-directed RNA polymerase activity; protein dimerization activity. Gene Ontology annotation, cellular component: RNA polymerase I complex; RNA polymerase III complex. Bases 395 to 697 code for a protein of 100 amino acids. The record is from RefSeq and is a predicted model, not a curated record. Lineage: Eukaryota; Metazoa; Arthropoda; Insecta; Lepidoptera; Papilionidae. The transcript has 3 exons.